AUGGUGUUCGCAGUUUUAAGUCCGUACCCUGGGAGGCAGUCCAAAUCGACGAAGACAUUCCUCAAGUGUCGAUGCACCGAUCGUGGAGUGAUGGUGAUCUUGCCCAACUCUGUGAGGCCAUCGAAAGUGAGUCGGAAACUGAGUCUCACUAGAGAGCUCGUUCCUACAUCUGCUUAA
Molecule: messenger RNA, 177 nt
Organism: Symbiodinium natans
Lineage: Eukaryota; Dinophyceae; Suessiales; Symbiodiniaceae
Source: the annotation of a GenBank genome assembly